Messenger RNA from Nothobranchius furzeri (turquoise killifish), 10691 nucleotides. Lineage: Eukaryota; Metazoa; Chordata; Actinopteri; Cyprinodontiformes; Nothobranchiidae. The record is from RefSeq and is a predicted model, not a curated record.
CAUUACAACUAAAAUAUAAGCAAAUUAAAUGUUUCAGUUGGCUACGUAGAUUGCUGCCGACCCCACCGAGAGUCGAACCAGCAUCAGCAGAGGGGAAAGCAAAACUUAAAUCAGACGAUCGUACCAUUGGACUACCAGAACCCAUUCAAUAGCCUUUAAUGCCUUUAAUGGUGUUGUGCGCAGGUUCUGUUGGAGCGGCUAUGGGCAGAUAUGCAGUUUUGUCAACUGAUUACUCUCCAACGGUUGCAAUCACAGAUGAUCUCUGCUCCCAAUUUUUAAGUUUUUUCCUAGACAAAGUCUCCAAUAUUAGGAGUCUAAUAAUUUCCCCCGGAGAUGUUCUGCUGCCCGUAUCUGUUUGUACCGGAAGCUUUGACCAUUUUGAGCCGAUCACACUGCCUGCCUUGGAGAGAUUAAUAUUUUCCAUGAAGCCAUCAGGAUGUCCUGAUGACAUUGUACUAGCCAGACUCUUCCAGGAGGUUCUUCCAGUGGUAGCCCCUUAUGUGCUCAACAUUAUUAACUCCAGCCUUGUUUUGAGAAUUAUACCCUCUUUUUUUAAACAUGCCAUGCUUCAACCACUACUGAAAAAAUCUGGCCUAGACCCAACUGUCCUCGGGAACUUUUGCCCCAUUUCACAGCUCCCCUUCUUUGUCAAACGUGUUGGAAAAGGCUGUUUAUAAUUAAAUGUUGCCCCAUCUAAACAAUUUUGGGGUCUCUUGGAAUUAAAGUGGAUGUGGCUCUAAAAAUGGACCCUCACGUUAAUCACAUGGUUAAAUCAUGAUUUUAUCAGCUGAGACGUCUUUCCAAACUAAAACCCAUUCUGAAUCGGCGCCACCUCGAGACAACCAUUCACGCUUUCAUUACCACAAGGUUGGAUUACUCCAAUGCAAUUCUGUUUGGCAUUUCAAAACCACAUUAUCUCACCUUCAGCUGAUACAAAAUGCAACAGCAAGGUUUCUGACUAACCCCGGGUUUCCACGGGAGCCGUCAGCAGCACGUUACUGCAGCAGCACGUCUUGCUCGCGUAUGCUGCUGCUUGGCCCUUCCCACGAGACGCGAAGCAGCAGGAGAGCAGCUGUCACCGACCGAGCACGAAGUCACACGAGUGACUUCGUCAGUAAACACAACAACAAGCAGGAGAAAACUACAACAUGGUUUGUGUUUUAUGUUCUGUCCGUUUUAUAAUCGCCAAUACGGACCUGAAAAACAAAGGAGACCGCUAGCUAGGUGAUAACUUCUCACGGGGACGCACAGUUAGUAACUUUUUUUAAAGUAAAGCAACCGGAAAGCAGUACGUUCUUUAUUCUGAAAAUCUCGGGUGCUUUUCUCCAUUUCCGCGUCCGAUUUCCUGUCUUUCCUUCCCCAAACAUGUCUAAAUUGACCCGUUUCAGAGGCGUCGCGCGUAGGAAAUAGAACCGGCGCGUAAAGGCCGCGACAUGCUGCUCCAGAGACGCGGCCGACUCGCGCUGCUGAUGGCUGCUGACGGCUCCCGUGGAAAAGGUUCUGUUGACCACAGCGGUUCCUAUCAGCAGCUAUGACGUGCUGCUGCAGUAACGUGCUGCUGACGGCUCCUGUGGAAAGCCGGGGUAAUACUGGCCGUCGGCAGCACAUGACUCCAAUUUUAGCAAGACUUCACUGGCUUCCUGUGCACUACCGUAUACGUUUUAAAAUGUUAUUGUUUGUUUUUAAGGCGCUGAAUGGCUUAGCACCACCUUACAUAUCCGAGUUACUCCUUAUGUGCCGGGCAGGACUCUCCGUUCAGGUGACCUACACCUACUACAGAUUCCCCGUCUACGCUGCAAAACCCGUGGUGAACAAGCUUUUUCUGUCUGCGCUCCGAAACUCUGGAAUGAUCUCCCGCUGAAUAUCAGACUCUCCUCCUCCAUUGGGGUUUUUAAGUCUCACUUAAAGACUUAAUUUUAUUCACUUGUUUUUACUGCCUAGCUAUUUUAUCGAUGGUUUAUUUACACUGUUCUUUUACCGAUUUUAUUGACUUCUCUUGUUUGGUUCUUUGUGCUAUGCUCUAGCUGUUUUAUUCUUUUAUAUUAUUCGUUUAACCUUAUAUGUUUUUACCCCCGUACAGCACUUUAGUCAGAUCACAUGCUGUUUUUAAAUGUGCUUUAUCAAAUACAUGGAAUGGAAUGGAAAUGGAAUAUUCGCUAAAAGAAACUUUUUCAUUUUGGGAUAUAUUCAGGCUUUGUCAUGUAGCAAGUUAUAAUUUUCUUGUUUAAUUGGAGCAAAGAGCAUAGCAUUAACAAUUGUAAACUAGUAACAGCCGUAAUUCAUGUGGGUCAGGUUAGUUUGCGAUAAAGUUGAAAAACAAAAACAGAAGAAGUCAGUGGGCUAGGCUGAGUUUGCGUGUGGGCUUGCCGCUGAUGUCUCCCGGGACUCUGCCGGCUGCUGGUUGUGGCCCCCCGGGGCGAUCCUCUGUGCCUCUCGAGGGGGGCGGGGGCCUUUCUGGUUGCAGUCUCCUUGAGGUUCCUGUGUUCUGGGGCAGCGCCUGGAUCUCUGGGACUUGGAGCUCCCCCCUUCUCCUGCGCAUCUUUGGGGGGCGGAUCUGUGGUCCCUCACACUCUGUGUUGGACGCUCCUAUAGAGAAACCUAACAUAAACAAGCGCGUGUACACACACAGGUGCUCACAUGGUGCUCUCAAAAGUAUGGGCUUGGACACGUUAAACACAGGUCUUAAGACUAUGGUGGGCACUUAAUGCACUGUGAUUUAUUAUCGUGAUUCUUCAGUUAAGCAAUGUUGAUUAUAUAUUUCUUCAUCAAGUUGACGCAGUGAUAGCUUGAUCUUGUUGUAUUGUUGUUGUGUCCCAUUUUUUUUGUCCUUUUGCUUUUUUUGUCUUUUUCUGCAGGUCUAGAAGCAGACUCUUGUUCAUUGUUUAUUUUUGUGGAACACUCUUCACCCAUUCCCACCUUUUCUUUUCCUUUCUCUUUCACCUCUUUCUCCAUGUCUGGUCGGAAUUACAAAGCAUUCGAAAACAAUAACGAUAAAGUUUUAAGUAUCAGGCGUGACAUUAAAAGCAGACGUUUUGAUGCUCCACCUGAGAGUAAAUCUGUAAGGCUUGUUACCAGCAUUCAGACAUCAAUUCUGCUUGCUUCACAGCCAGACAGGACACGGUAAAAAAAAAACAAAAAAAGCCGUAAUUCAUGUGGGUCAGGUUAGUUUGCGAUAAAGUUGAAAAACAAUAACAGAAGAAGUCAGUGGGCUAGGCUGAGUUUGCGUGAAUGGGCAGGGCUGACUCUGGUGCAGCUCCGCCUUUGUAGUUCUGCAGGAGCACCCUCUCAUGCCAAGGGGCAGCAACAAUGAUAAUUAUUAUUAUAUGAGCCAGGGAGGAUAGACUUUAAUAAUAAUAAUAAAAAUAAUAUAUUAAUAAUAAUAAAAUUAUUAUAUGAGCCAGGGAGGAUAGACUUUAUUCAGAGAGGAUACAUAAGAGUCCUGCGUCUCCUGCAGCCUUGAUGCUUUUCUGGCACACCACAGGAUAAAUUAGGAGUAUUGGCUCAAGUUCAUAGACUUCAUAUCAACAUCAGUGUCAGAUUGACCUGCAUGAAGAAGUCUGGCCUGGUUAUGUCACUAGUAUGUGUGCUUUAUUAGUCACACACUGAACACACAGGUUCUUGCUGUUCAUCCAGAGUCGUGUCCACUAGGUGGCAGCAGUCCACCUUUACGUUGGUUGUACAGAAGAAGAAGAAACCCGGAAGCUGCUAGCAGCGCUAGCUUGUUGUUGUUCUGGUGUGUGAGGUGAAUGAAUAUUUGAGUCUCUGGGAGAGUUGAUCGGCUAAAGCGACUAACUGCUGCUGCUGCAGAAAUCUUCUCACCAGGCUGUGGAAACCUACUUCUCCUCCUCAACAACUUGGUGGACUUCUUUCCAGAACCAGAGAAGAUAUUCUGCGGUCUUCGUGGCAAUCGGAGCUCCAGAAGCAGCUGUUAGCUAAACACGGCUAAAGAAAACCUGCUACCACUUCACGAUCAUCCAUCAGCUGGGACUGCUUCAUCAGCAUGGACACAGAUGUUCUCCAGAUGGUUAAAGAAGAAGCUUCUGAAGAUCAGAAUGCUGGUGUGCAGCACCCAGAACAGUUCCACAUAAAGGAGGAACAGGAGGAACUCUGGACCAGUCUGGAAGGAGAGCAGCUCCUUUUGAAGAAGGAGACUAAUUCUGCCAGGUUUCCAUUCAUAUCAGGUUCUAUAAAAAGUGAGGAUGAUGAAGACAAACCUCUGGUCUUACAUCUUCUUUAUCAGCAGCAAAUAGAGGACAGAGAUGUUCCAACCAACAGCUCAGCUGACCAGACAACAGCAGAAACUGGCAGAGAAGCAGAAUCUAGCAGGAACCCAGUUCUGAACCCCGAUGAACAGAUAUCUGAUUCUUCAGAGACUGAAGUUAGUGGAGAUGAUGUGAAUCUAAAUGUUGAGCUAUUAGACUCUAGUUCUGAAACUGGAGAUGGAGACACUGACUGCAAUGAGAGCAGGUCUUCUGAGUCAGAUAUUAAGACUGUCAACAAAUCCUUUUGCUGCCUUGAGUGUGGUAAAGAGUUUCUCCACAAGUGGUCUCUCCAGAGACAUGAAAGAGUGACGAGCCAUUCAGCAAUAAGAUCUUCAGGAUGUGUGGUUAAUAAGAAAAAUGUUAGAGUAAAGCAACAUGUAGACUUUUGCAGGAAAGUCCAGAAUGAACCAAAAACAUUUAGUUGUGACAUUUGUCACAUUCAUAAUAAAUGUUUAAACAGACACAUGAGAGUCCACACAAGAGAGAAACCCUUUGCCUGUGAGCUCUGUGAACAAAGAUUUAGACGUAAAUUCACAUUAAACCGUCACAUGAGAGUCCACACAGGACAGAAACUGUUUGAGUGUGAGCUCUGUGAACAAAGAUUUAGUCGUAAAUUCACAUUAAACCGUCACAUGAGAGUCCACACAGGACAGAAACUGUUUGCGUGUGAGCUCUGUGAACAAAGAUUUAGUCAAAAAUCAACAUUGAACACUCACAUGAGAGUCCACACAGGACAGAGACCGUUUGCGUGUGAACUCUGUGGGAAAAGCUUUACUCUAAAGGGAAAUUUGAACACUCACAUGAGAGUCCACACAGGACAAAAACCCUUUGUGUGUGAGCUAUGUGGACAAAGAUUUAGUUUUAAGCAAACAUUAGACACUCACAUGAGAAUCCACACAGGACAAAAACCCUAUGCGUGUGAGCUCUGUGAACAAAGAUUUAGUCAAAAAUCAACAUUAAACAGUCACAUGAGAAUCCACACAGGACAGAAACCAUUUGUGUGUGAAAUCUGUGGAAAAAGCUUUACUCUAAAGACAAAUUUGAACUCUCACAUGAGAGUCCACACAGGACAGAAACCGUUUGUGUGUGAACGCUGUGGAAAAAGCUUUAAUCGAAGGACAAAUUUGAACACUCACAUGAGAGUCCACACAGGACAGAAACUCUUUGCCUGUGAGUUAUGUGGACAAAGAUUUAGCCAUAAGAAAAAUUUAAACAGUCACAUGAGAGUCCACAAAGGACAUUACAAAUAAAUUUAAAGUGCACUUUUACUGAUAAACAGUGUAAGUACGUGACUAAAAAUGCUGUAGACAGGUGAGGUCAUUAUUUUAGCAUUUUUUUGCAUCUUAUGUAACACUCCCACUGUCCCUUGAGGUCCUUGUGGCAGGGGUGAGGAGUGAGCACCACCUCACCCCUGCCACGUGGACCUUAAGGGGUAAAACAUCAACCCUGCUCAAUGGUCACCUUUCCUCGCGGGGUCACCCAUUAGGACAGUGGGAGGGUUAGAAUGUAAACAUUCAGCUUGAAACUGCUCAUUCUCCUCUGACCUCUAGCAUCAACAAGGCAUAUUCGCCCACAGGACUGCCGCAUACUGGAUGUUUAUCCCUUUUCACAUCAUUCUUUGUAAACCCUAGAAAUGGUUGUGUGUCCAGACACACUGGAAAAGUAAAGGAAUCCUAUACCUGGAACACUUAAAUAAAGGAUUGGGCUUCAUCCCAUUUAAUAGAAUAGUCUCCCAAUGUGGAAUAGAUAAGAAUAGCUUUUUAGAAUAUCACCAAAUCAAAUCAAUAGUUAAACAAAAGUUUAAGUGUAAUAAAGUAGAAUUACAAACACCACCAAGGGUACUAGACUUCUGUAAUCUCAAACACCCCAAACUACAGUCCAAAAUUUAUAAGACACUGUCCAAAAUAGAUGAUAGAAUAGCAAUCCCUAUUGAAAAAUGGGAGGUGGGUCUAUCUGUCAGCUUUGACCAGAACUUCUGGACCCAAACUUGUUUAAAAACUUUUAAAAUGAUCAGACACCCCAAUUUACAAUUAAUUCAAUUCAAAAUUCUGCACAGAGUACACUAUACAGGUCAUCGGAUGUUCAGGAUGGGGUUUGUGUCGUCUGACACCUGUACACACUGCACACACAACAUUCCUGACAAUUACAUCCACGCACUGUGGUCCUGUCCACCUGUCCAGGAAUUUCGAGGUAGAGUAUGUGAAGACCUGUCAAAGUGUCUGAAAUGUCAUAUCCCAACUUCCCCCUCUCUUUGUUUACUGGGAAACCUGGACGAUGUCCCGAUUGAAACAUCUUUGGUUCACGUGGUUCUGACUGCCAUAUCCAUCGCUAAGUCAAAUCAAAUCAAAUCAACUUUAUUUAUAUAGCACUUUUCAUACAAAAAAUGCAACUCAAAGUGCUUUACAGAUUAAAAUGGCCCCAUAGAUCCCACAUUCCCAUCCCAGCCCCCCUCCCCAAGUAUAAAACAAUUAAAAAUUACAGUUCCCCUCCCGCACCCAACUUCCAAAGUGGACAUACAAUCACCCGCACACACACACACACACACACUCGUGAACACCAGAGGAAACAAUAGGCUGAGUUCAGAUGGGUCAGGUAAUGAACGACACAUCAUCAGCGGAGCCAUCUGCCUUGGCAGCAACAGAUCCACGGCAGCAGCCAAGACACCGGCCCAUGACGCCCAGUGGCGUAGGGCAGAAACCCCCACCAGUGCCCGGGCACUACCUGGGGAGCGCCCCGGCCGCCGCCGCCCCUGACCACCGGCCCCAAGGCAGAGGGCUCCGCAGAGGAAACACUGGAGGAUUUAAGAUAUAUAACAUAUAAAAUAAUAAAAGCUAAUAAUGAUAAAAAGUAACUGAUAAAAAGUGAUUAUAAAGAUAGUAAAAGAAAACAUAAUCAUAUAAAAACACUAAGAUGUAUAUAAAAUGAUAAAAAUAAUAAAAGAGAUAAAUAUGUAUUUAUAGAUAAAUAGUAAUCAGUUAAAAGCUAAGCUAAAAAGAUGGGUCUUGAGCCUAUUCUUAAAAGCCUGGAUGUUCCCUUCGGACCUGAGGUCCUCCGGCAGCCCGUUCCAAAGGCGAGGGCCGUAAUACUUGAAGGACGCCUCGCCGUGGGUGUGAGUCUUAACUUUAGGGAUAACUAGGAGACGGCUGCCAGAGGAGCGCAGAGACCGCGAGGGUUUAUACAGUAAAAGCAGUUCUGAAAGAUAAGAAGGCCCAAGACCAUUAAGACACUUAAAAACCAUUAAAAGAACCUUAAAAUCAAUCCUGAAACAUACGGGGAGCCAGUGCAGUGAUUUUAAAACCGGAGUGAUGUGCUCCCGCUUCCUGGUCUUCAUCAGGACACGUGCUGCUGAGUUUUGUAAAAGUUGUAAACCUGAGAUGCUCUUUUUGGGAAGACCAGAAAGCAGGGCAUUGCAGUAAUCAAUUCUACUGGUUACAAAAGCAUGCACUAGCGUCUCCGUAUUGGCCCAAGAGAGAAUGGGUCGGACUCUGGCGAUAUUCUUAAGAUGGUAAAAACCUAUUUUUGUGAUGUUUUUAAUGUGGGGGAUAAAAGUCAGCUCAGAAUCGAAAAUAACGCCCAGAUUCUUCACUUGCAGUGAUGGAUAAAAAGACACUGAUUGUAGUUUAGGUAAAAGUUUCUCUCUCUGGGUCUCAGGACCGAUGACUAAAACUUCAGUUUUGCCCUGGUUGAGCUGGAGAAAGUUUUCAGUCAUCCAUGAUUUAAUAUCUAAAAUGCAAUUAAAAAGUGUUUCCAUUGGCUGAGAGUCAUCAGGAGACACGGAGAUGUACAACUGUGUAUCAUCAGCGUAACUGUGGAAAUUCACCCCAUGUCUCCUGAUGACGCUGCCCAGAGGGAGCAUAUAGAGGUUAAAAAGUACUGGGCCUAGAAUUGAUCCCUGAGGCACCCCGCAUGUGAUGCUGUGGACCCCAGAGGAACAGGUAUCCAGACUCACCAUAAAAGUCCUGUCUGUGAGGUAGGAAGUAAACCAACUGUGAACAACACCAGAGAGGCCGAUCUGUUUUAAACGGGUUAAAAGAAUAGUGUGGUCUACUGUAUCAAAGGCAGCGCUUAGAUCCAGCAGAACCAACAUUGUUGCCCUCCGAGCAUCAUAAUUUGUUCUAAAAUCAUUUAAAAUCUUCAGAAGGGCCGUCUCAGUGCUGUGGUUCACCCUAAAACCAGACUGAAAUUUCUCUAGGACAUGUUGGUGGUUGAUAAAAUCAUUAAGUUGUAUUAAAACAAGCUUCUCUAAAAUUUUGCUUAAAAAUGGUAAGUUGGAUACCGGUCGGAAAUUGUUAAAGUCAUUAAAAUCUAAAUUGCUCUUCUUCAACAGGGGUCUGACCACCGCCCGUUUAAAAGCAGCAGGAAAGACCCCCGUCUGAAGGGAACAGUUCAUCAAAGUUAAAGAAAACUAUCCUCACGAACUGGAAAAAUAGAGAUACUCUUUGCAUUAACCAGUAUAGAAAUAUUUUGUUAGAUCACAUUACACUUGAUAUAGCCUCUGCUUCCACCUCAAAUCAAUCUCUCUGGGCUCUUUUGAUCACAUAGCAGUGAUGGGGGGUCAUUGAUAUUGUCCUGCGGGAUAAUGUGGGUGAUAGGGUGGGGGGUUUGAGUUUGGAGUGGGUCUGGGGCUGGGGGGCUGCUGCCCUGCUCUGGAGGUGCUUGGGUUGCCUCAGGGGGUGGACUACUAGCGGUUGUGAGUGGGGCCCCUUGUGGCAUCUUGGGGGUGGCCGUGGGUUGCUGCCUGGUGGCUGCAUUGCUCCUGAGUGAGUCUGGGUGGGGGCGACCCCGUGUAGGGAUCUGGGCGGGGCCGUGGGGAUUGGGUCCUGAGUGUGGGGCAUUUUGGGAACAGAGGUGCCUAUUCAGGCGUGGGAAUGAACUGCACAACCAACUGGCCAGCCGGGCCGAUGGGUCAGAAAAGUUACCGGCCCCGCUGAGAAUCUACCGGCCCAGCAGGUCAUCUGCUAAAACGAGUAAAAAUCACAACUAAAAAAAAUAAAUAAAUAAAUAAAAAAUGGAAAGGUGAGUUUUUUCAAACAGACAUUUUAAGAAAAAAAAAUAAUAAAAGAAAAUAAUGAAAGAAGCAAGAGAUGGCAGCUAAAAAUACAAAAAAAAAAUUUAAGAUUUAAAAAAAUGCUGAUGACUUACGAUGCAAAUCACAAAUGGCUGCUUCCUACAGGGCUUUGCUCUUUCUUUUUAUUAUGUAGAAGUGCAACAUUUUCUGUUCAAUUUGAGACUUGCUAUAAAAGCAGGAGUUACAAGAGUUGGCAGGAGUAUUGGAGCAGGUGUAGCGCCCAGCAAUGGUCAGUUUAGGUACAGCCUGACCUUUCCCAUCUAUUCAACAUCUGAUCAGAAAGAAGAUACAACAUUGCAGGACUUUGUUUUAUGAGGCUAUGGCUAUUGUUAAUAGUCGUCCCUUAACUGUUUACAACAUUAACGAACCUAACGUACCUGAACCACUCACUCCUUAUCGUCUUAUCCUUAUGAAGUCUAAAAUCGCUUUACCACCACCUGGAACUUUUUUCAAAGAAGACGUGUAUGCACUUCAAAGGUGGCGUGGAGUACAGUUUCUUGUAGAACAAUUCUGGAGCAGAUGGAAAAGAGAAUAUCUCAGUAACCUCUCUCAGACAAAAAUGGCACAAACUGCGCCGCAAUGUAAAGGUGAAUGACAUAGUCCUUGUUAAAGAUGAUGUACUUCCAAGAUGUCAGUGGCAACUGGGUCGUGUGAUUGGCACUGCAGAGGGAAAAGACGGAAUAGUCCGAAGAGUUAAGGUUCAGAUGGGAAACAGAGGUCUGAAUGAUAGACAGAACCGUGUCCGUUCUUGAACAUCCUGUACAAAAACUGGUUGUGUUAGUUGAGAGUUAAGUUUUUGCUCUUUGUUUUUAAUUAGGAAGUAAAAUACAGUACUGUUAACUGCCAUUUGUCUACUUUAAAAUCACGUGAAGUAUUUUUUGCAUAAAUCAUGAUUUGGUGGGAGUGUAAAUGGCUGCGAGCAGGUGGAUUGUCAACGUCACUCAUUCAAUUGCAUAUAAGUGGGCGUUAACCCGGAUGUGGACGUGGCGUUGGCAUUCCACCUGGCUUGGCGUGUUGCAGCAGACCAAACUUCCACGUAAGUGCGGGUAUUUUGACUAAAAUUGAUUAAAUAAGAACGUGUCGCCCUAACAAAUGCUUGUACAUUAAGUCUAUGGUCUUGCUGUGCCAAGCCUCUACGUGCCAUUACUUUGAUUGCACCCCAUGGCAAGAGGAGCAAGGUAUUUGUUCUUUGUUUCUGUUUGUUGCUCCUGAUUGUCAGCGAUUGUCUUUAAUUUGUUUGUAAAUGAUGUAUUUUCAGUUUUCACGGUGUUUGCACAGUGACCGGCACCAGGUGCUCGGUGCGAUUCUGGGAAUGAGGUGUGUGCAUCUACAGCCUGACGCAAAUAAAAAGUUACACCUGU